ACAGUACAUAGGCACAAUUCAUUAAUGAGACAUCUCUUCGCUUCAGACAGCCGCAGAGGUUUUAAGGGAGAGUUUAAACAAUUGAACCGCAGACAAUUUAAAGCAGCGCAAAUUACUAAUGUCAACAAACGUCUUGAGGAUUAACAUUCUUUGUAAAGGACUAACACGACAUAAAUAAACACAGGAUCGGAGUGUUGAAAUGCCGCUUUGCGCCGUGAUCCUGAGGAUUGUUGAAAACUCGAGGAUUCUUAAAAGCUAAGGAGGACCUUUAUUUAUGUGCAGAAGUGAAUAUAGGGCAUCAGAAGCGCAGUUUUUACAGUAAAGUAACAACCAAUAUUUUAAAAAAUUUACAGGACCAUAGUAUUGCCCCCGAGUCUGUUAGUAUUCGAAAAGUAGGCAUCUAAACUUUUCGAAAACAUUUUAAUAACGGGCCCUUUAGACAUGGAGGUUGCAGCCGAUCAGUCUCGGUGGAUGGCCCAUCAUCAUGCGGUACUCAAUGGCCAGCACCCAGACUCUCAUCACCACGGGCUUACACACAACUACAUGGAGCCCAUGGCACCUCUUCUGCCUCCGGAUGAAGUGGAUGUGUUCUUGAACCAUUUGGACUCGCAGGGUAAUCCCUACUACCCCAACUCUCGGGCCAGGGUCUCGUAUGGACAAGCGCACGCUCGUCUCACGGGAAGUCAGGUCUGUCGGCCACACCUCAUACACAGUCCCGGUAUUCCCUGGCUGGACAGCGGCAAGGCAGCGCUCUCCGCCGCCCACCACAACGCCUGGGCGGUUAGUCACUUCAGCAAGCCCGGCCUACACCCCAGCGCCGGUUACCCGUGCAGCAGUAGCUCCAGCACUGCUCCCGUCUCUUCCCUCACAUCUGCAACUCACUCCAGUCCGCAUCCCCUCUACAAUUUCCCCCCGACCCCACCGAAAGACGUCUCUCCGGAUCCCGGUCCAUCUUCCCCGACCUCCACCACCGCAAGAAUGGACGAAAAGGAGUCCAUUAAGUACCAAGUGUCCAUCUCCGAUGGGAUGAAAAUGGAGGGAUGUAGUCCGCUCCGUGGAAGCCUCGCUAUGAGCGCCCAGACACCGUCCACGCAUCAUCCCAUCCCUACCUACCCGACAUACUCUCUACCCGCACCACACGAGUACGGCGGCGGUCUGUUUCACCCGGGUACUCUCCUCAGUGGAUCAGCGUCAAGUUUCACACCUAAAUGCAAAAGCAAGACAAGAUCGUGCUCAGAGGGGCGUGAGUGUGUGAACUGCGGAGCCACCUCCACCCCGCUUUGGCGGCGAGACGGAACCGGCCACUACCUGUGCAACGCGUGCGGCCUGUACCACAAGAUGAACGGCCAAAACAGACCCCUAAUCAAGCCCAAGCGCAGACUGUCUGCCGCGAGACGAGCCGGCACCUGCUGCGCGAACUGCCAGACGACCACGACCACUCUGUGGCGGCGCAACGGGAACGGAGACCCGGUGUGCAACGCCUGCGGGCUCUACUACAAACUCCACAACGUCAAUAGGCCACUGACCAUGAAAAAGGAGGGCAUCCAAACACGCAACCGCAAGAUGUCCAGCAAGUCCAAGAGGAGUAAGCGAUCCGGAGAGGGUUUCGAGGAGCUCUCCAAGUGCAUGCACGACAAGACCUCUCCGUUUGGCAGUGCCGGUGCCCUGGCAAGCCACAUGCAACACAUGGGCCACCUGCCACCUUUCAGCCAUUCCGGUCACAUGCUGCCCACGCCGACUCCUAUUCACCCGUCAUUCAGCCACCCUCACCAUUCCAGCCGGUCACCCGCCUGGGCCGAACCUCACUGAAGUUCCACCAUCACGUGCAUCCCCUCACCAGAGGCCUUGCAUUAGCUCCACCAUGCCUAACAUCUCCACGCACCCCCCUCCCGUCGACAAAUCUUCCACAGAUGCGGGACACGAAGGGGUCCAUGCUGGGUUUGUUUUUUGGUUGGACUUUGUCAUCAUAUCACCGACCAUGUCAACUUGUACAGAGGACGGUUUGCGCGUUUCUAAGCACCUCUCGCUGGACGCUGAGAACGCUCACAGAGCAGAGGGUUUUACUGAGUCACUUUGGUACUGUCCUGAAAGAGAGGAUGUGUCUUUGCAGAAUCAUUCAUUGAGGAAAGCCACCUCAGAACUUUCUAGCAAAGGACUCUACACAUACAAGAGAGAGAGACCACUAAUUUUAUCCCCCCUAACAUGCUGGAAUACACCCCCUUUUUGGGCAUGACUCCCUCUGAAUGGACUUUAUGGAUACGACAUACGCAAACAAAUGUUUAUAAAGGUUGUUAUUAUCGUUAUUGUUAUAAUUGUUAUUAUGAUAAUUUAUUUUCACUCUUUAUCUUUUAUUUUGCCUUCCUCAGAACACAUUGUUAUAUUAUAAAUAUUAUUUGAUUGCUAUUGAUGAAAAAAACACUGACCUAUCCUAGCCAAGGCAAUGUUGCCGAGCUGUACGUUUUUAUCAUUUUCCAUUACACAAAUAAAGCGAAAUAAAGUUUUAAUACUU
Messenger RNA from Misgurnus anguillicaudatus (oriental weatherfish), 2509 nucleotides. RefSeq names its product GATA binding protein 2a (gene gata2a). Lineage: Eukaryota; Metazoa; Chordata; Actinopteri; Cypriniformes; Cobitidae. The record is from RefSeq and is a predicted model, not a curated record. Gene Ontology annotation, biological process: negative regulation of transcription by RNA polymerase II; positive regulation of transcription by RNA polymerase II; positive regulation of angiogenesis. Gene Ontology annotation, cellular component: nucleus. Gene Ontology annotation, molecular function: DNA-binding transcription factor activity, RNA polymerase II-specific; RNA polymerase II cis-regulatory region sequence-specific DNA binding; zinc ion binding.